Molecule: messenger RNA, 885 nt
Organism: Wasmannia auropunctata (little fire ant)
Lineage: Eukaryota; Metazoa; Arthropoda; Insecta; Hymenoptera; Formicidae
Product: gamma-glutamylcyclotransferase-like
Exons: 4
Coding region: 284-814 (176 amino acids)
Molecular function (GO): gamma-glutamylcyclotransferase activity
Source: RefSeq, a predicted model, not a curated record
AGAGGCGAGGAGGAGCUGCUCGGAACGCUUCCUCUUCCCUCGCGGAAUUAUUAUUAACAACCGACCUGUCACUGUGCAUACCAGAUAUCUUAUCUUUCGUAGAUACACAUGAUACAUUUCGUACGCACGGUGUUGUGUGUGUGUGUGUAUAUAUAUGUCGCGUCGUUUUGAAUAACCGCAAAAGUGGAGUGUACCCAGUUGGGUAUCGCGAGUAAGAUAACGAAACACGUUUUCCUACGCUAUUUGGAAAAAGUUUAGCAAGACGUUUGAAUCAGUCUGAAAAAUGUCCAGCACGUUCCUGUAUUUCGCUUACGGGAGUAAUUUACUCGCUAAAAGGAUACGUCUGAGUAAUCCGACCGCGAUAAUGAAAGACAUCGGUUACAUAAAGAAUUUCAGGCUGGAUUUUAACAGAUAUUCUAAACGAUGGUGCGGUUCAUCCGCAACAAUUGUAGAAACAGAAAAUUCAGUCGUGUGGGGUGUAGUCUGGGAAUUAGACAAGUGCAAUUUAGCUACAUUGGAUAAUCAAGAAGGCGUACAAGAUAAUAUAUAUCAUGCAAUGUCGGUGAAUGUCGAGACUCCUGAUGGUAGAACUUUAGACUGUAGAGUGUACCAACAGUGUAAUAAUCCAAAGGAAUACAUAAAACCAGAGGACUUUCCAAUGGAUAAGAGACCUUCGCCAUUAUACUUGAGUAUGAUAUUAAAUGGGGCCAAAGAAAACAGUCUUCCCGCUGACUACAUAAAAUUCUUAAAAACUAUCCCACACAAUGGAUACGAAGGAGAGUAUGACAUUAGCCUUUCCUUGAUUCAAAAUUGACUGCUACGACAUUUGUAUUGUACGAAUACUUCUGAUAAUACGAAUCGAGAAUCACGUAUUCCAACGCCGUG